This is a messenger RNA of Hyaloscypha bicolor E, 1912 nucleotides long. RefSeq lists its product as uncharacterized. Gene Ontology annotation, cellular component: plasma membrane. The transcript is spliced from 2 exons. NCBI's taxonomy places the organism in Eukaryota, Fungi, Ascomycota, Leotiomycetes, Helotiales, Hyaloscyphaceae. Bases 279 to 1613 code for a protein of 444 amino acids. Gene Ontology annotation, molecular function: magnesium ion transmembrane transporter activity. Gene Ontology annotation, biological process: intracellular magnesium ion homeostasis; magnesium ion transmembrane transport. The record is from RefSeq and is a predicted model, not a curated record.
UUCGGUCUGCUCAGGGUUGUCAUUUCCUCAUCCAAUCACGGUCGCGAAAUGUCAGAUCGCAGAUUGAAGUCAAAAAUGAACAUUCAACUUUCUCUUUCCACUAAACAAUCCACAAGACCGCGACGCAUCUUAGCAACUCGCCUCCGGUCAUCACCACACCUCGAAUCGUGGUCUAGGUGGCCUAGGAUGUCGUGGAGCAUGCGAUCCUACGCAUAUUUUGAGGAAAGACAACCACAGCGCUGAGGUCGAGGCUGCCACGGGGCUGCCAAGAAUCGACCAUGCCAUCCAUCAAAUUCACGACCAAACUCCAUGCGGAGCCGGAAGCAAUUGAGGUGCUGGAUGGGGAACCAUCGGAUAGCGAGGAGAAGCAGAGCAACAACCGGUUCAGCAUUGAUUUUGACGGCCUCGGAAAGGUGCUAGUCCAGCAGGAACUCGACGCACAGAAUAAUGGACAGGACGAGGCUGAAGGGCUGGGUUACAAUGAGAUCCGGAAGAAGAAUUGCUAUGCAUUCUCUACCAUAUCUGCGAAUCAUGCGAAGUCACAGCGGAUAAUCCUCUACUCUCCGUCGUUCGGCUCCACAUUUCAGGCAGCAUGCUUCUCGGAAUUGAACCUCGUGGAGACGGACCUGCCGUCGAUCUUCUCGGAAGAGUCAGAGCAUUUGUGGUGGAUGGACGUGCAAAAUCCGUCGGAAACAGAACUUCGUCUCCUCUGUUCAGCAUUCCGGAUACAUCCAUUGACGGUAGAGGAUAUCCUGAACCGGGAGAUUCAAGAGAAGAUUGAAGAUUUCACCCACUACUAUUUCGCUAGUUUCCGGUCCUACCGUGUGGAGGAUACAACGCCAGACAAAACAUAUACACCUUAUACAAUCUACAUGGUGGUUUUCCCCACAGGAACGCUCAGCUUCUGCUUCGAUGAUAGCGAACAUGCGAAUCACGUCCUUCAAAGAAUUGAGCUUUUGAAGCACUAUGUUAUUAUCAAUAGUGACUGGAUUUUCUAUGCUUUUGUCGAUGACAUUGUAGACUCAUUCAAUCCUUCUAUCAAUCAAAUUGAGAAGCAAGUCAAUAAAAUUGAAGAUCAAGUUUAUACAACACGUGAAGACGACAAACAAGCGUUCAUCCAUCAGAUCGAAGAGGUCAGGAGGAGCAGUUCUGCUCUGUUGAGGCUGCUUGGGGGAAAGAACAACGUUCUCUCAGGAUUCGAGAAGCACCACUGCAUCGGAAAACUCGAGGACGAACCAUCCGAUGAGGAAACACAUCCAGGCAAUGGCCUCAGACUCUACAUCAAUGACGUGAUGGAUCAUGUUACCACCAUGCUGGCCAAUCUACAUCACUUUGAGAGCCUUCUAGCAAGGUCUCAAAACAACUAUCUGGCUGGACUAUCAAUCGACAGAAUGCGAGGGAGUCAACGAGUCAACAGGUUUAUACACGUUAUGGCAGUCAUCUCCAUGAUUCUGACUGCGAUGACCAUCAUCUGUGCACUGUUUAGCACGAAUGUUAAUGCCAAUGUACCACUCUAUGCUAACAAUACUCCGGCUUGGUAUAUCAUUGUUGGGGCAGAGAUAGCCGUGUCUUUGGCUUUGUUCUGGCUGGCGAGAAGGUUGAAAUGGUGCUGAUCCCGUGAUGGGUCUGACCAAGGGGACAAUAUGCUGGAUGGCCGUGGUCAUUGCUUGGCAAACAACCAAAAACUUCCACGGCUCUGGAAAUAACGCACCUCGAGAUGUGCCGGAGAUUUGUGAGAAUGCUACCAUCAAAUUUUAAUGGUUUAUUGGCGCAGAAAAGUUGCCCUUAUUGCAGACCACACUGGCAAGGAGAAUUCGCCGUUGGGAUAGCAGUCGCAAACUUGGGUUUGCGGAAGAAUAAGAAUAAAAUCUUCCAAAUGGCUUGUUCACCGCGCUGCCUCCGAGAGACCCCC